AUGCAAAUUCGCAUACUCACGCUACACCCUGCCAAUCGGUCGCAGCCUUUAUCAGGAUCACUGCAGGUCGUCAAUCUUCGCGGUGGUCUUGGCUACGUGGCACUGUCGUACGCUUGGGGCGCUGUUGACAAACCAUGCACCCUACAGGUCGAUGGCCAGGCCCUACCCAUUGGACGCAAUCUUCAUGCAGCCCUGGUGCAAUGGCGGGAUCUCCUCGAGCCAACCUACCUCUGGGUGGACAGCAUCUGCAUCGAUCAGAGCAACUCCGACGAGCUCACGGAGCAAAUAGCUGUGAUGGGCCGCAUUUACAGCAGUGCCGUAAGCACUCUCGCCUGGCUCGGCAAUGGGUACGACGAUCAGACAAAUUGUCAGCUUUUCGACUUCUUGCUUUUCCUCUCGAACCACAACGCCUCUAUGCUGAUGAUGGGUCCACCGACUGAGCCGCCGCUCGAUGAAUUUUAUCGCUCCUACAAAUCCGCACGAACGGCAGACAGCAAAAGCCCUAUCAAGGUCACGCUAAUGCAAGACUUGCUGCACUUCUGCAAAAACCCAUAUUUCACGCGGAGAUGGGUCGUUCAGGAGCUUGGGGCAGCACAUCAUGUCCGUGUACAACUCGGUUCUGCUCAUAUCGAUGGCUCUUUGCUGGCGAACGCCUCCAUACUGCUCAACAAAGAAAGAUCACCAAUACGCGACAUCGAAGGGUUCAACGGGAUCAUGUUGGUGCUCCAGCGCAACAACGAGAACGUGCUAGAGCGACUGGAGAGGUUUCGGCAAUUUGAGUGCCGCGAUGAUAGAGAUCGCGUUGCUGCUCUGUUAUGGGCGCCUUGCCGGCUUCCCAGUGAUUCCUCGGGCUCGAGGGAGUUUCGGAUUGAGUAUGCACGAUCUGUGGACGACAACUACACAAAAUUUGCCUUGGACUUUCUCCAAUAUUCGCGUGACAGGCCAUCGAAUGGACGAUACAUGCUUUGCGCAGCCGCGAGGAGGCAUUGUAACGGAUCGCGCAGGCAUGGGACCUUGCCCAGUUGGGUUCCUGACUGGCGAGCUGAGCCGAUCUUGAACAUCGUCGAACUCGCACCCUUGCUUGACAAUUCUCCCGCGACCGUCCAUCGAGAACAUUCGCUGACUGUCACAUACCUUCGACCAAGUUUUAGUUCACGUCCAGAAAGCAUGACAGCCUUAGACAUUAAGGGGCGAGCAAAAGCGCUGCAUUUAUCAAUCAAUAGUGCCACCCACUCUACCAUGAUGGUGGUAGCAGACCCGAACGGUGUCCUCCAGGCACGCGACUGCGUGGUCGAUCUUCGGUUGGGGAUUUGGAGCCCUUCCCGAAUUAAUUUCGAGUCCUGGGCUGUUCACCCUAUUGUACUGCGACGAAAGAAUGGGAAUCACCACGGACAUGCGAUCUGGGAGGUAGUCGCUGGGCUCUAUCUUGAGGCAUCGCCAUUUCCUGGAAAUGACUCCGGCAAGGGAGUCGAGGUUUGGUAUGCUCAUGCCAAAAGUGAACCGGUAGUGCUCUACAUUGAAUGA
This is a messenger RNA of Fulvia fulva, 1524 nucleotides long. RefSeq names its product Heterokaryon incompatibility protein 6, OR allele. The transcript has a single exon. Lineage: Eukaryota; Fungi; Ascomycota; Dothideomycetes; Mycosphaerellales; Mycosphaerellaceae. The record is from RefSeq and is a predicted model, not a curated record. The coding region runs from base 1 to 1524 and encodes 507 amino acids.